ACUGCCAUCAAAGAUUCUAAUGCAACAAUUGUGCAAAGAAAAACUCACAUGGGAUGAGGACAUUCCAAAACAGUGUGCAGAAAGAUGGACUUAUUGGUUACGAGGGUUAAAUCAGUUAGCUGACUUCAGUGUAACAAGGUGUAUAAAACCAGUGGACUUUGGAGUGCCCACCUCUGCACAACUGCAUCACUUCUCGGAUGCAAGUGAGGUAGGAUAUGGAGUUGUCUCAUACCUCAGAUUGUUGAAUGCUGAUGGACUCGCACACUGUGCCUUCGUGAUGGGGAAAUCUCGUGUGGCGCCAUUAAAGCAGACCACCAUUCCACGUAUGGAGUUGACUGCUGCUGUCGUUGAUGUUAAAACGGACAAGAUGCUGAAAGAAGAACUGGAACUAGACUUACAUGACUCUGUAUUCUGGACUGACAGCACCACUGUUUUGAGAUAUAUUGACAAUGAAGGUCUUCGCUUCAAAACGUUUGUUGCAAACAGAAUUGCCACCAUACGAGAGUCAACUAGACCACAACAGUGGAGAUACAUCAAUACAUCUAUGAAUCCAGCAGAUUGUGCAUCAAGGGGACUUACUUGUGAAAAGUUCAUGAAAAAUGUGAGCUGGAUCAAUGGUCCUUCUUUCCUCAAAGAACCAGAAAGCAACUGGCCUGAGACAAAUUGUGAUCUGUCAACAAAAGUAGAUGACAGUGAAGUUAAACACUCAGCCUCAGUAAAUCUCGUGUAUGCAGUGGAUGGCACAGAUGCUGUGAACAAAUUGAUCAAUUAUUACUCUGAUUGGUACAAGUUAAAGAGAGCCGUGGCAUGGAUCCUUAGAUUCAAAGACAGCUUUGUACAACACAGCAUAAACAAAAAAGGUCUGAGUUGUAAAACAGAUUCCACAGCAGAAAACAGCAAAGCUCUAACAAUGCAGGACAUGACACGAGCUGAAAAUGAGAUCAUCAAGUUCACUCAAAAACUAAGAUUCAAGGAAGAAAUGUCAAUGUUGCAAAAAGGUAACACAUCUGUGAAAAAGAACAGCUGCCUUUCUAAAAUGGAUCCUACACUUCAGGAUGGAUUGCUAAGAGUUGGAGGUCGUCUUGGUAGAUCUGCAAUGUCUGAACAUUCAAAGCAUCCAAUCAUUUUACCCAAAGACUCACAUGUCACAACUUUAAUCUUAAGAGACAUUCAUGAGAGAAUUGGACAUUGUGGACGGAACUACAUGCUUUCAAAGUUGCGACAAAAAUUCUGGCUUUCUUCUGCAAACUCCAUUGUAAGAAAGCUUCUUUCCAGAUGUGUAACUUGUAGAAAGAUCAGAGCAAAGGCUGCAGAGCAGAAAAUGUCAGAGCUGCCACUUGACAGAAUUACACCAGAAUCAACCACCUUUUACCAACGUCGGGGUUGACUACUUUGGACCGUUUGAGGUCAAACAAGGUAGAAGUAAUGUUAAAAGAUAUGGGGUUCUGUUUACCUGCUUAACAACAAGAGCUGUGCAUAUUGAAGUUGCACAUACUUUAGACACAGACUCGUGUUUGAAUGCCAUCCGACGCUUUGUAAGCAGGAGAGGUCAAGUGUCAAUCAUGAGAAGUGACAAUGGCACUAAUUUUGUAGGUGCUGAAGUUGAAUUGCGCAAAGCCAUUCAGCAGUGGAAUCAAUCAAAAAUUGAAAGCACUCUCUUGCAAAAGGGAAUACAGUGGAUGUUCAACCCACCCUCUGGAUCUCAUUUCGGUGGAGUGUGGGAAAGACAGAUAAGGUCUGUUAGAAAAAUCCUAAAAUCUGUGUUGAAAGAACAAACACUUACUGAUGAGAGCUUGCAUACAUUCCUGUGUGAAGUGGAAGCAAUAAUAAACGACAGACCACUUACCAUUUCAACGGAUGAUCCCACCGAUCCAGAACCUUUAACACCUAAUCACCUGUUAUUAAUGAAAGGACAACAACGUCGCAAGUGGAAACAAAUUCAAUAUCUUGCUGACCUAUUCUGGAAGCGGUGGGUGCGUGAGUAUUUGCCUUUGCUUCAGGAGCGGCAAAAAUGGACUCAGGUAAAGAAAAACCUUAAAGUUGGAGAUGUUGUCUUGAUAAUAGAUGACUCGUCACCAAGAAACUCAUGGAUCUGUGGAAGAAUCAUGAAAACGUUCCCAGAUAACAAAGGACUGGUAAGACGUGUGUUGGUUAAAACUAAGACCAAUACCUUGGAAAGGCCUGUUGACAAGUUGUGCUUUAUUUGUGAAAUGGACUGUU
Messenger RNA from Misgurnus anguillicaudatus (oriental weatherfish), 2220 nucleotides. NCBI's taxonomy places the organism in Eukaryota, Metazoa, Chordata, Actinopteri, Cypriniformes, Cobitidae. The record is from RefSeq and is a predicted model, not a curated record.